Messenger RNA from Eruca vesicaria subsp. sativa (arugula), 354 nucleotides. The record is from the annotation of a GenBank genome assembly. Lineage: Eukaryota; Viridiplantae; Streptophyta; Magnoliopsida; Brassicales; Brassicaceae.
AUGAUCCGAGCAAGAAAAGGUGGAGUUUUGUUGCUGAUAUGGGCACAGCGAUGCUGCCUCUUAUCGGUGUGGUUUCUCAAGGGUUUAGGGUCUCACCAACAGGUCACGAGUGAAGCUUAUGACCCUGAGACUAACUCAUGGAGCCCUGGAAACUCGAGGGCUAUAGAAGCUGCGGCUCUUGUUCCGCUAAGGAAUAAGCUUUGUAUAAUCAGGAACAACAAUAAGCUUUGUAUAAUCAGGAACAACAUAAGCAUGAGUCUAGUUGAUGUAUUGAAUCCUGAUAAGAAUAAUCCUCGAGUAUGGGAAAACAUUGCGGUGAAAGGACAGUACAAGAACAAACUCAGGAUAACAUAG